Molecule: messenger RNA, 206 nt
Organism: Racocetra persica
Lineage: Eukaryota; Fungi; Glomeromycota; Glomeromycetes; Diversisporales; Gigasporaceae
Source: the annotation of a GenBank genome assembly
UUAUGAUAGAUAUUCGUUAAGUUGGGCCUUAGCUAAAAGUGAAAAAAAUAAUCAAAAAGAAUCUUGGAAACGAAUAACUAAACAAAUUAGAAGUUUAUUAGAAAAUAUAUUUCAUGCAGGAACAGUAGAUAAUAAUAACAAAAUAUUAGGUGAGAAAAUGUAUGAAAAAUUGUUAAAACAGGUUCAAUAUGGUGAAUUUGACCAAA